This is a messenger RNA of Microbotryum saponariae, 962 nucleotides long. Lineage: Eukaryota; Fungi; Basidiomycota; Microbotryomycetes; Microbotryales; Microbotryaceae. The record is from the annotation of a GenBank genome assembly.
AUGCCGCCCAGAGUCUUUCUCUUGCGACAUGGCGAAGCAAUGCACAAUGUAGUCCCAGAGGAUCAUUCGGUGCGUAGGCGUGCGGUUGGAUAAACUAUGACGUGUAGCAUAUGGGCCCGCCUUUCCAUCCCGAGUGAAGGCUGACCAGGACCUCAUCAUCCCCCCCCGUUCUCUCUCUCACCAAAGAUCCCGGAUCCCGUGCUCACCAAGAAAGACGAGCUACAAGCGCUCUCGGUGCCCUCAACCUACUCGACCUUUUUUGAAUCCCUCUCCCUGUCCUCAGCGGUGAUCGUCACCUCUCCCUUCCGUCGAACGAUGCAAACGACCAUGAGUGCUUUCGCCUCUGUCUUGGCACCCGUCUCCUCAAGCCCGAUCCCACUGAUCAUCCUUCCUCAAGUACAAGAAUGCGGUGAUCAGCCUUGUGAUACGGGCGGGGAACUGUCGCGGGUUCAAGCUAUGUUCCCGCACGAGUGGCUUGAUUGGUCCGAGUGCACCGAGGGGUGGAAUUCGAAUCAGGGUUUUUAUCAGGCGACGGAGGAGAAGCAAAUGGAACGAGCCAAGGUGAGCUUCAGGGGUUCCGUUUUCCGCAUCACCCGCACAAUCUGAAUGAGAACUGAUUGACGAUGGCAUGCCAUGCUUCGAACGACGAAUCGAAAAAGUGGGUGCGCCGAUGGAUCCGCUCUCGAACGGAAGACAAUGUCGUCAUCGUCUCGCACCAUGGCUUCUUGCGGAGAAUAACCAAAACACCCGCAUACGAUGUGAGCGAACCGAGGGUCCAGAUUCACCGUCUUAGUCGAUGGUUGUGUGCCGCAGCCCCAUUGAUGCGAUGCUUUUCACCCCCAUAGGACUGUGGUGUCCGAGCGGCGUGGGCCAACGUCGAGUUGCGAGAAUACGGCUUCAAGGAGGGGACGGGCGAGGCUGAAGAAGCUGAGGUGGAGAGGAUACCAAACUCAUUGCUGUAG